Messenger RNA from Pteronotus mesoamericanus, 2511 nucleotides. RefSeq names its product proline rich 14 (gene PRR14). Gene Ontology annotation, cellular component: nucleoplasm. The record is from RefSeq and is a predicted model, not a curated record. The transcript is spliced from 11 exons. Bases 668 to 2437 code for a protein of 589 amino acids. Lineage: Eukaryota; Metazoa; Chordata; Mammalia; Chiroptera; Mormoopidae.
CCUUGGGGAUCCUGACAGAGUUUGUGAUGCUCAAGCUCAGGCCGCCCUUGAGUGGAGCUUUGCAGAGCCGAAGCUUACAGGGAGAGGAGGAUCCUCCCGCGGCGUCUGAUUGGAGGAAACGCGCUGUAGGAUUCUUCCCGCUUGGAUCAGUUUAGGGGAUCUGGUGGGAGGGAGAUUCGUCGGUGUGUUGGGUGUAUUGCUCCGGAGUCCUCGGCCAUUCGCUGAGAGUGGAUGGGGAUCGCAGCGGGAUCGGGCGGAAACUGAGCCUCUCAGGACCGGGAUCCCAGCUGAUCCCAGGGGGGUUCUCAGGGCGGAAUCUACCGGGACAAAGGCCCCAGGAGGAUCGGGCCGUGGGAGAACUGGGGCCGCUGCAAUCCAGGUUCUCGCGGCAAGUGCCCGGCAGGGCGCAAGUGAUCCUUUGAUCGCGGCGGCAGCGACAGCAGCAGUGGCGGCAGUAGGAAAACGCCGGCUCCAGGCGGCCGACCGGGGGCGCCCUUUCGCACCCCAGGUCUUUGGCCCGUGGGCUACCGGGAGCUGCGGGCUACCAUGAAGGGCGGAGCCCCAUGGAAAGGGCUGGCCCUCACUCCCCACUCCCCUACUCCCCACCUCCCACCCCAGGCUGCAGCCUGGGAUCCCCCAGGGACUCCCCGGAGCCGCCGCUUCCCCCAUGGACUUGCCCGGGGACUCCAGCCCGCCUGGUCAGCCACGUCUGUGCCGCCAGCCCCUGACUCGAGCAGUAUGGGGAGCCAGAAGUCCGAAACGGCCGAGGCUACAGCCCCCGGUGGCCCCUUCACCCUUGGAAAAGGCCUCUCGGCGGGUCCUGGCCGUGGUACUGGAAGACGUCAUGGCCGCCCAUAUGGUCCCCCUGGUGCCCCAAGAGGAAACCUCUACUCCACGGCACCGCAGCAACCGUUGGGAUUCUGUCCACAAUCAGCUGUCCGCCUCACCACCCCGACAGCCCAUGUGGUCGUCACAGACCAGGCCUCCCUACCCACUGCACUUAUGCCGAGAGCCCUUGAGCCGCAACCACCAGGCUUCUUCCACCCUGAGGUGUCGAUCAAGGACAACCCCUGGCCCAGAGGAAGGCCCUUCACAAGAGGUGGACCGGUCCCCACAGCCCACUCUGGUGGUGAUGCUAGAAGAUGUUGCCAGUCCAAGAUCACCAGCUGAGGGCUUCACGGACGAGACUCCCAACUUCAUCAUCCCAGCGAGAAGAGCUGAAUCCAUGAUGAUGGUUCACCAGACAAUGCCUCCACCCAAGAACCUGGACGCCCCAUUCCAGGUAUCUGCCCUGCCUGCAGACCCUCUAGAGAACUCAUCACCAGCCCCAGAUCCUGUUCUGGAAGCCCCAUCGACCCCACCGCCAUCCAGCCUUUUACGCCCCCGCCUCAGUCCCUGGGGCUUGGCCCCCCUCUUCCGUUCGGUUCGCUCCAAGCUGGAGAGCUUUGCUGACAUCUUCCUCACACCCAACAAAGCCCCACAGCCCCCACCCCCAUCACCCCCCAUGAAGUUGGAGUUGAAGAUUGCCAUCUCAGAGGCUGAGCAGUCCAGACCUGCUGAGGGUACUGCAUCUGUCAGUCCCCGCCCCCCUAUCCGCCAGUGGCGAGCUCAAGACCAGAAUCCCCCAGUACCUCUCCCUAAGCCAUCUCUGGGCCGAAGCCACUCCUGUCCUGACCUGGGGCCUCCUGGCUCAGAUACCUGCAGCUGGCCCCCUGCUUCACACCACCCAAGCCGGCCACGGCCUCGGCGGCAUACUGUGGGUAGUGGAGAGAUGGCUCGAGCCCCGCCACCGCCACCCCCUCGACCCUGUCUCCGGAAAGAGGUCUUCCCUCUUGGAGGAGUGGGAGGCUCUCCUCCCCUCAUCACAUCUUGUUCGUCCACCGCAUCCACUUCCUCCUCCUUCUCUGAACCUGCAGAACCCAGGUUGGGCUCAACCAAGGGGAAGGAGCCACAGGCCUCAGAGGACCAAGUGCUUUCAGACCCUGAGACCAAGACCACAGGAAAGGUUUCUCGAUUUAGAAUACGCAGGACACUGGCCCGUCCUCAACUAAACCUUACACCAAUGGGGCUGCCUCGACCAAUCAGGUUAAACAAGAAGGAGUUCAGCUUGGAAGAAAUUUACACCAACAAGAAUUAUCAGUCACCUACAACCAGGAGGACCUUUGAGACCAUCUUCGAGGAACCCCGGGAGCGCAAUGGGACUCUGAUUUUGACCAGCUCGAGGAAGCUGCGGCGGGCUGUGGAAUUUCGGGACAGCAGCCUUCCUCGAUCCCGGCGGCCAUCUCGUGGGGUCCGGGCUGCAGCUGGCAGGACCCUUACUCCUAAUGUGGCCCCCAGCCCAGAUGUGGGACCCCUGCUGCAGCAGCGGCUGGAGGAGCUGGAUGCUUUGCUCCUGGAAGAGGAGGAUGUGGAUAGGGAGCUGCCCCAUCAGACCUAGGAGCUCCAUCUGUUUACCUGUACAUCCAUCCUGGAGGAAGGGGAAGCCUCCGAGGCCAUUUCAUUUUUUUCCUC